AUGAGAGGGGCUAUAGGCCACAGCGCGGUAUUGCCACGACUGUUUCAUGGGACUUCGGCGUGUCGGCAGCGCGGUGCUGUUGUACGCACGAUUGAGGCUGCCCUCCCUGCCGUGGGCGGCCAUCCAGAUAUACAUGCCUUCCAGCAAAAGGCUCUGAUUCCAAAGAAGCCACUUGUUUUCCGUCAUGGAGCGGGCUCCCCAACCUCUCAACUCUCGGCAGCUGCCAAAUGGUUCACGCAAGAUGACUCUGGGAGGCGCGUGCUGACGGAUCAUGUUAUCAACUUCAAUGACUGGCCAUUUCCCUAUGAAUUGGUUCAAUCUUCACCGCAGAAGAGAGACGCUGUAAUCAGCUUUCGCGACUGGCUUAUGCAGAGCUCGGCAAUCAGCGACCAAAUAAUGGCGGGCAUUCUGCAAACAGCUAUCACUGAAGGCGAGGGCCUUCAGUUUUCUCAGCUGUAUGGGCCUCUGCUCCUCCUGGCCAAGGCUCUCGAGUUCAACAGGUUGCAGGAUUCAAAACGCUUGAGCACCCUGGAGCUUUACAUAGCACAGUCAAUGCUGUCCGACCUACCGCAACCACUGCAAGAUGACUUGCGCACACCAGAGCUGGUCCGCCGCGCCGGGAAAGGCGAUGUGUACAGUUCGUCCGUCUGGCUGGGCACAGAGCCUACCUACACUCCGCUUCACCGAGACCCGAACCCGAACUUGUUCUGUCAACUGUGUGGAAACAAGUCCCUUAGGAUAUUGCCGCCCGCUAUUGGAGAACGACUGUACUUCGAGGUGCAAGUGAAAAUUCGGCAGCACGGCAACAGUCGUAUCCGAACAACCGAGAUGAUGGAGGGAGAUGAGAGAGCAGCACUUCAUGACGCCGUCUGGAGUAACGAUGAAUUGGUAGAGCUGCUGCUGGAAACAGAGCUUGGGCCCGGGGAUGCACUAUUCAUCCCUGAUGGAUGGUGGCAUUCCGUGAAGAGCACGGGGACUGAUGGGCAGCUUAAUGGGUCGGCCAACUGGUGGUUCCGCUAA
Molecule: messenger RNA, 1020 nt
Organism: Purpureocillium lilacinum
Lineage: Eukaryota; Fungi; Ascomycota; Sordariomycetes; Hypocreales; Ophiocordycipitaceae
Source: RefSeq, a predicted model, not a curated record